CUGAUUCCAUUGUUCUCGGAACGGUCCAUAUUCCCCCUCUCCCCUCGCGAUAUGGGCCGCACGCAACUCAAGACAAAACUCAGGCGGAAGGUGUUCGUCGAGGACACGCAACAGCCAGCCACCCCCGCUCCCACCGUCGAGGCGCUCCUCGAGAAGGCGCAGGAGUUGAUCGUGCAGUGCGACUACGAGCUCGCGCGCAAGUUCAUUCAGAGAGCGCUCGAGCAACGACCAAACAAUGCGGUGGCGAAAGAAAUGCUCGGUGUCUCGCACCUUGAGCUCGGUGAACUGGAGCAGGCGAAGCAGAUAUUCACCUCCCUGAUAUCAGAAGGCGGUCCCUCUCCCCCUCCCCCGUCCGCGCAUCUGUAUCUCGCGCAGCUCAGCGAGGGGGAUCCGCACGCAGCCCUACGGCACUAUCAGGCUGCCGUAGACAUCCUUUCGACGCAGCUGAAGGGCAAGGAGCGCGCGACGGAUGAUAAUCCUGAUGAGGGCGAGGUUCGCAAGAACAUCGUCGGCGCGCUCAUCGCGCAAGUGGAGGUCUGGAUGGACCCGGAGUAUGAUUUAUGUUUCGACCCCGCCGCGGAGAAGACAUGCGAGGACCUACUAGCCACGGCUCUGCAAGUGGACCCAGGCAACUCAGAAGCCCUAUCCUCCCUGGCAUCUGUACGAAUGUCGCAACAACGACCGGACGACGCACGAAAAUGCCUCGAGGAAGCUUGGAAUAGAUGGAAGGACUUGGAGCUGGACGACCCCAAACUCCCUCCUCUAGAGAGCAGAAUAUCAAUCGUCAAGCUCUUCCUUGAGCUCGGCAUGUUCAACGAAGCUCUCCUCGUACUGAGCGGCAUCAUGGCCGAGGACGACCAAGACGUUGAGGCCUGGUACCUCGAGGGCUGGUGCUUCUUCAUGAUGGCCGAGCGCGCGCGCGAGAACGGCGGGGCGCUGGACGACUCGGAGCUGACCUGGGAGAACCUCGCGCGCGAUGCGCGGGAUUGCUUGGAGGCGUGUCGAACAAUCCACACAAACCUUGGCCAUCCGGACAAGCCUCUGCUCGAGCACGCACAGGAAUUGAUACAGCAGCUCGAUGCUGCAGGUAUCAAGCCGUCACCACUGGAGGAGGACGGUGACGUCAAUGACGAGGGAGAGUGGGAGGACGAGGACAGCGGCGACGAGGAUGUGCAGAUGCAGUGAGACGUGUUGUCUCUGCGCAUGUUCAUAUCCGUGUCCUUGAUGAUGUACUUGUCGAUGUAGCGUAGCGUUCACCUGUUUCCGACGUUGAGAGUCCGAUGCAUUAUGGAAGGAAUAGGCAUAUUCGUCUAUGAUACAUGGACCGUGGUCCAUCGUGUCUAAUCAUGAUGUCUAAAGCUACAAGGAGCUGAUCUACACCGCCGCCCAGAGACGCUUGUCCUGCUGGAAUCGGACUGUGAAGCGUUCAUCAGUGAACCGGUGAACAAGUAGCAAGUCGCUCACCAUACAAAGUCAGGAGAGAGCCAAUGAACAUGGUCGCCCCUGAAAACACC
Schizophyllum commune H4-8 is the source of this 1514-nucleotide messenger RNA. Its product is annotated as TPR-like protein. Gene Ontology annotation, molecular function: protein binding. The record is from RefSeq and is a predicted model, not a curated record. Gene Ontology annotation, biological process: cell division. The transcript has 4 exons. Bases 52 to 1185 code for a protein of 377 amino acids. Lineage: Eukaryota; Fungi; Basidiomycota; Agaricomycetes; Agaricales; Schizophyllaceae.